CUCGCAAAUUAUUUCUCCUCCUUCGCGACUUUCUGUGUCAAAUUGUAGUUGAAAUAGUCGGUAUUUUGGGAUGAAAAUGUGUUUCCAUCGAUUUCAAUCGUUUCAAUGACGUAUAUGGACAAACAGAAGUGAAAGGUUUUCUUCUUGAAGCGAAGAGAACACAGUUUUCUCAAAAAUCAAAGCGGAAUAUGUAAUGAGGGAUAAUUCAUGAAUCAUGGCGGAUUGGGUUGAAUAUUUCUCUCGACACACACCUCCUGGAAACCUGAAAGAAGUGAGGGCAUCUGUCUGUGAAUUUGCAGGUAAACAUCGGGCAGCUGGAAAAGAAAUAGUGUUUGUGACGUCUGGAGGCACUCGUGUACCACUGGAGGAAAAUGCUGUUCGUUUUCUUGAUAACUUCAGCAUGGGAACCAGAGGAUCUGCUUCUGCUGAGUAUUUUCUAGAGCAAGGUUAUGCUGUGGUAUUUCUACACAGGCAGGGAUCAUUACGGCCUUUCACAAGGCACUACCCAACUGAAGAUGUUCUUGAUCUGUUACAACUCAAAGACAUGCCUGAUGGAUCUACUCAAGUUCAAGUGAAUGCAAGCAAAGUGCCAAAAUUGACCCAAGUUCUGAAAAUUUACAGACAGGUACAAACUGCUGGCACAUUGUUGUUGAUUGAGUACAAUAGUUUGUCAGAGUACUUGUUUCUUUUGAGGAGUGUGGCUGAGUCUCUAGCUCCUCAUGGACCUGCAGUUAUGAUGUACUUAGCAGCUGCAGUCUCUGACUUUUACAUCCCUCCUCAAGAUUUACCAAAACACAAGAUUCAAUCAAAUGCUCCUCUGCAGCUUAACUUGGUGCAGUCCCCUAAAAUGAUGGCACCUCUUGUGAAAGAAUGGAUACCACAGGCAUUUACUGUCUCAUUUAAGUUGGAGACCGACAUGAACAUUAUCUCUAAGAAGGCACGCGAGGCUUUAGCCAAGUACUCACAUCAGGUGGUGGUAUCAAACAUCCUACAAACUCGCAAGAAGACAGUUGUGAUGAUCACUCCUACUCAAGAGACAGCUAUAUGGAUGUCAGAUUCUGAAUUAGAGGCUGGUAGAGAAAUUGAGGAAAAGAUUGUUGCUGAUCUUAAGAAAAUGCACCAGCACUUCUAUACUUCUGUUGUGAUGCAAGGUAACACAAGGUCAGUUAUGGGCUCUGAACAACUUUGUCAGAAUACCAACCAGUCGAUACAGUCGAGUAUGCAGGUGGGCCAUUUUGUCACAAGCCAGAUACAAGCUCUUCCUGUUUCUCAAAAUGGAGGUGUAAUUUCUGGGUACUCGACUUACACUAUUCCAACCUCCUCACUUACUCUUCCGGCACCGGUGGUUACACAAAUUCAAGUGGUGAAAGCCCAGGAACCACCUCCUUCACAAGAAGUGAGCCAGACAUCAGUUGAGGAGUUGUCAGAUUCACCAAAUUCCUCAGCACAGAUCUUUGGCACGCUAUCUGAUAGUUGCUUAACAGCUGACAUGAAAGCCUUCAUUGAGUCCUUCCGGGCACGGCGGAUUGCUCUGGGAUACACUCAGGAAGAUGUGGGUAAUGAGCUGUCCCACAGCAAUGGACAUUCCUCUUACAGUCAGUCAUUUAUUUCAAGAUUUGAAUCUAAAAACCUUGGUCUGAAGGCUGCAGAAAAAAUGAAGCCAGUUUUGCAAGGCUGGAUUGAGCAAAAAGAACAGGAGUGUGCCAAAGGGUUGAGAAUGUGCAAGAAGCGCAAAAGAAGAACUUCUUUCUCAAAUGAAACUCUUCAGUAUUUGAUUCAUGCAUUUGAACAGAAUCCAAAGCCUAGCAGUGCAGAAAUUAUUGAAAUUUCCUCUAAGUUGGGCCUUGAGCCAGUUACUGUUAGAGUCUGGUUCUGCAACCGAAAGCAAAUGAUGAAGCGAAUGGCCUCUGGAAAAGGCCGCCCUAAUCUCUCACUUAAAGCAGAGCUUGAUGCUAAGAAACAAGAAGACCAGAGCAUUGAGAAAGAACCAACAAAACUAGAUUUUACCAACAUGCCAGUUGGUCAGUUCUCUUUCACAGAAGACCGCGUAAAAGCCUUGGUGUGUUUGACUUCUGAGGGAAGCCCAGUGAAAAGUUCUCGCCCUACAGUUUCUACUACUGAUGUGAGCUUUGCCCAAGUGCAUGAUAAUAGUAUUGUUCAUUCAGUGUCUGGAACACGGAACACUGUACCAGAAAACACACAACUCAUUGAGCCAGCACUAAUCAGUAAUGGAGUAGCCACAUAUGAGACAGUCUCUAAUGUACCUUUGACUGAAUCUCAAAGUUGAAUGAGACACUCAAUUCUUGACUUGAAACAGUUUAAGUCUGACAAGUCUGCUGGUUUUUUAUGAUAGGGUGCAGUAAAAACACACUAGUUAGUUAAAGUGACUUGAAGACAACCCUUUGCAGGGAACCAAGGUGUUCGCUGUUUUAGAAGCUGUAGAUCAGUGGAAAACAAGUUUGCUCAUAUCCUUAAAUAGAUGUAUAUUCUUAAUUUUCUAUGACCCAAGAAUUAAAAAAAUUGUUGCUGUAUUUGUUUCAUGACCAAGUUUGUGGGAGAAAGUGUCCAGUGUCUACUGUAAGGUUCACCCAGGAAUGAUGCAUUUCUUGCUCUCAACAUGUACAGCUUCAUAUUUCUGAAGUAGAUCUUGGCUAGUAUUUGCUAACCUCGUGGGAACUUCGAAUUCUCUUUGGAUCUUUCUAAUUUAUUCUAAUUGGCUAUUUUUGAUUAAUUUGGUGUAGGUCUCUUUACAUUUUAACGAUACCUUUUGGGAAGUAAGUGUAAUUUGUUCUUAAUAUAGCUGUUUUAGCUUUGGCAGGUAAUCAUUCAUCUAAGAUCUGGAUAAACAUUUACUUAGGAAGAAGUCCUUUCCGAGGUUCAAGUAGAUGCAUGCAAUUCAGUAUAAGUUUUAAUCAGCCAGAUAGAUAUAAUUUGAAAGCCAUUCAUUUCACACCUUGAUUAUGUACAUGUAGAUUUAAUUGUCCACAUGUAGUUAUUGGAAUUCUAACUGUUACAUUGUCUUGUCAGUUCCUUUUUAAAUUCAUGUGGUUGUUUGCCUGUCACCUGUUUACUAUUCCCAAGGUGUUGCCAGAGGCCAGGUUCUCGUGUACUUCAAAGAAAUGAAAUUGUAGAAAAUGUGAUCAAAUUACUUUUUAACUCUAAAGAUCUGAUGGUCAAUUCUCUCCUCUAGCUGUCACAACUCUGUUAGAUGAAGAUAACUUUUGACUGAUAAUUUUGUGAAUUACCAUUACCUGUUUGGUGGAUAAUGUAUGGAUAUUAUAAGGAGAAGUUACUUGACAAUCACUUCUGGAAGUUAAAGGGUUAAUUAAGUAUUGAGACAAGUUGUAAAGUAGCUGGUAAUCAAUUAUGCUUUAAAAGUCUCAUUUCACUUGUGAUUCUUUGUAGAAACUACUUCCACAAGUAGAACAAAAUAUUGAAAAUAAGUGCUGGUAGCUUAUUGUGUAGAGAAUCAAUUUAAAUGAUUUUUUUGAAUGGAAUUUAUGUUCCAGAGAUAUGGGAGAAUUAUUUUGUAAUUCUCACCUGAUUUUGUUGUGCUUCAAGCACCAUAGGUUUGCUGGUCAGGAUGAGAUUGGUUAGUCAUUGUAAUUAUUAAAUAAGUUGCUAACUAAGUAUAGAGCUGAAGCAGUAAAAUUUAAGUCUUGUUACGCAAAAUUUAAUUCUAAUAGUUUUCCAGCUAGGUAUUAAUAGAAGUUGAUAAUUAACAGCAUAUCAGCAUGUUGCCUUUUUAUUCCAAUGGUCAAUUACAACGUGCCUGAUGAGCAGUAAUAAUUAUUGUUAUGAUGUAGAGGUAUGCUUUUUGUAACACCAGGAAAGCUUGAGUUAAAAUAAAGGUUUUAA
Molecule: messenger RNA, 3858 nt
Organism: Pocillopora verrucosa
Lineage: Eukaryota; Metazoa; Cnidaria; Anthozoa; Scleractinia; Pocilloporidae
Biological process (GO): regulation of transcription by RNA polymerase II
Molecular function (GO): RNA polymerase II cis-regulatory region sequence-specific DNA binding; DNA-binding transcription factor activity, RNA polymerase II-specific
Source: RefSeq, a predicted model, not a curated record